This is a messenger RNA of Striga asiatica, 405 nucleotides long. The record is from the annotation of a GenBank genome assembly. Lineage: Eukaryota; Viridiplantae; Streptophyta; Magnoliopsida; Lamiales; Orobanchaceae.
AUGAGUGAGGCCUCUGGCUGUUGUUCUGCCGUUCGCCAUUUGGAUAUUGUGCUGCCAUCCGCGGAGUCAACAAGAUUGACUCUAUGCCAGCUUCUUCCAGAGCAGAGGUCUAAGGUAAAGAACUUCUAUAGGCUUGAGCACGUUAGCGAUAUGCUUUAUCAGAUGUCCCUCGUCACCAGCGGUAAGGAUCCCUGCAGUGCUAUAGUGCACUUGGACUCUCUCUAUCUCCGCUGUCUGGCUUUCAUGAAGAAAGAUUUCAAGCGUCCUCAUGUCAAAGAUGUUCGUAACCAACCAGGUUGUAGUUGGUCGGAAAGUCAGAGAAAGAUACUCCAACGGACUCGGGCAAUCCCUUUACGAAUCAAAGGGAUUGGGCUGAUUGACCCCAGGUUCCGGGACGAGAAUCAG